This is a messenger RNA of Cygnus atratus (black swan), 2437 nucleotides long. RefSeq names its product MAX dimerization protein MLX (gene MLX). Gene Ontology annotation, molecular function: DNA-binding transcription factor activity, RNA polymerase II-specific; protein dimerization activity; RNA polymerase II cis-regulatory region sequence-specific DNA binding. Gene Ontology annotation, cellular component: nucleus. The coding region runs from base 51 to 788 and encodes 245 amino acids. The transcript is spliced from 8 exons. The record is from RefSeq and is a predicted model, not a curated record. NCBI's taxonomy places the organism in Eukaryota, Metazoa, Chordata, Aves, Anseriformes, Anatidae. Gene Ontology annotation, biological process: regulation of transcription by RNA polymerase II.
GCAUUUCCCAGAGCCCCCCGCGGCGCUCACGUGACCGGGGCGGGCGGAAGAUGGCGGAGCCGCCCGGGGCCGCGGCCGAGGACUCGUGGGGCAAGGUGGACGCCGCCUACGGUGACAACGGCCUGGACUCGGCGCUGCUCGGGGACUGCGCCCGCAAGGGGAGCGUCGUGUCCCGCGCCAACAGCAUCGGCUCCACCAGCGCCUCGUCCGUCCCCAACACGGACGAUGAAGACAGCGACUACCACCAGGAGCCCUACAAGGAGUCCUACAAGGACCAGCGCAGGCGGGCGCACACCCAGGCGGAGCAGAAGAGGCGAGAUGCCAUCAAGAAAGGCUACGACGACUUGCAGGCCAUCGUCCCCACCUGCCAGCAGCAGGACUUCUCCAUCGGCUCCCAGAAGCUGAGCAAGGCCAUCGUCCUCCAGAAAACCAUUGACUACAUCCAGUUCCUGCACAAGGAAAAGAAGAAGCAAGAAGAGGAAGUUUCUAUCCUCAGGAAAGAGGUGAUGGCCUUGAAGAUCAUGAAAGUGAACUACGAGCAGAUCGUGAAAGCUCAUCAGGACAACCCCAACGAGGGGAAGGACCAGAUCUCCGACCAGAUGAAGUUCAACGUUUUCCAAGGCAUCAUGGACUCCCUCUUCCAGUCCUUCAACGCCUCCAUCUCGGUCACGAGCUUCCAGGAGCUCUCGGCGUGUGUCUUCAGCUGGAUUGAGGAGCACUGCAAGCCCCAGACGCUCCGGGACGUUGUCAUCGGGGUCCUGCACCAACUGAAGAGCCAGCUCUACUGAGCCUUCCCUCGCCGGCGGCUCCGGGUCUGCCGCCUCCUCGACCCCUGCCGGAGCUGGGCGCCUCCUGCCCGGGUGACGGACGCCGGGAGAGGCUGGGCCGUGUCCCUCGGGGCUGUUCCUAAAGCUUCUCCGAUUAUUUAUUGCGACUACAAAACCAAAACGAGGCUGUGCAAACGGCUCUGCUCCACAGGUACUGUCACAGCUGAUGUUACCAAAUACUUCUAGGGACUUAGCAAAGGGAAAAAGUGAUUUGAAUGUGUUUUUUUCAGUCACCAGAGAGUCCUUAGUUCAGGCAGGCGUGUCGUGGUUGGCUUUGCCUGUGCCACUGACUCUCCCCAGCCACAGCUCGGCUGGCAGAACGGCUCUGCUCCGUAACCUCAGACCUGUGCUAAAAACCCUUUUGACCCUGGGAGAAGGGAAAUGAAAAGAGCAGGCCUGCUGAAAGCUGUUUUAACAUGGACUAGGCGGAGGGUUCCACAGCUGCAGGCUCUCCCUGCCUCCCUCUGAAGCAGCCCUCAGAAGGGCAAGAGGCUGUUCUUGGCUCGCGUAGAUGCGUUGGGGAACCGAAGGAAGGAUCAGCCCCUCACUGCCAGGGCCGUGCUCAGGGCGAGCAGCCGGGAGCUCUCCUAGCGCUGGAGGAGCGCGCCGGGGCCUCGCUGGCCUGACCUCUCUUUGUAGCCAUAAAACCCCGGAAAGGGAGAAGGGAGCGAAAUUUCUUUGCAGUCUUUUCCUGCUUGUGCUCGUUGAGAUGUGCCUGGCUUCAUCUCGCUUCGGGUCGGGACGUGGCCGUACCGAUCAGGAAAGUAGUCCAGUAGCUGCAGCCCCGCGCUGCCGGGAGCUCUCACUGCUCCUCCUUAGAACCAUAGUGGGUUUUUUUGUUUGUUUUUGUUUUUUUUUUAUACAUAUGCACACACAACCAGCCGUGAUUUUAUUUCAUAAAUCCCUGAAAUCAUUGUGAAGCCCUCUCGAUGUCAGUUUUGCAGACAAACGCUUGCCGGGACGAUGUUUUAACGUGUCACACGCUGCUGCUGCUGUCGGCACGCUCGUGGCUGUAGCCACCACACGCACCGGGUGGAGCAGCGCAGGAGCCGUUUGCGGCUCACGGGGGUUGUUGGACCCCCCCCUCCGCCUGCAGCAGGGUUUGUUCUCGGUAAUCCCGUUCUUGCUACCCCCUCCUGCAGCAGCAGCUAUUUAUUUUACGGGGGUUUUCCCCCUGUAACGCUGUUUCUCAGCUCCAGGUUGCUUGGUCGGAGUGCUGCAGCUUGAGAUUGUUCAAGCUCCUGCUUCUGCCUGGCUCAAGUCAAGCGGAGCCUUUCUGGGGGUUAAUUUCUAUCCAAGAUUUUGCCUCAGACCCCGCAGUUGGGUGUUCUUUUUAAUACAAAGCAAUAGAAGCCCCCGAGGAGCUGAGCCUUGUGGUGAUGCACGUAAUCGGUAACGCAGGGGCAGACGUGUCCCUGGAAAAUGUUGCUUUGUGAGGAAGGAAAGGCGCUGCUGGGGGCUGACAGCCUGGGCCGCCGCCAGGUGGCACAGCUGAAAUCCCUCGAGCUGAAAUCGCCCUCCUGCCCCGCGAGGAGGACGUGGAUUUUUACAGACCUGCCCUAUUUUUCUAUGAUGAGAAGUAAUUAAAUAAAUUUUGCUGGAUGUUUUAA